Messenger RNA from Ailuropoda melanoleuca (giant panda), 1605 nucleotides. It is a transcript of the gene ARID3C, whose product is annotated as AT-rich interaction domain 3C. Bases 1 to 1236 code for a protein of 411 amino acids. Gene Ontology annotation, molecular function: DNA binding. The transcript is spliced from 7 exons. NCBI's taxonomy places the organism in Eukaryota, Metazoa, Chordata, Mammalia, Carnivora, Ursidae. Gene Ontology annotation, biological process: regulation of transcription by RNA polymerase II. Gene Ontology annotation, cellular component: nucleus. The record is from RefSeq and is a predicted model, not a curated record.
AUGGAGGCCCUGCAGAGGCAGCAGGCAGCCCGCCUGGCCCAAGGGGUGGGGCCAUUGACCCCUCCACAUUCACUGCCACCACCACUACCUCCUUUACCUGGCCCCCGGACCCUGCAGGCCCCUGAGGGGGUCUUGGGGGAGGUUGGGACCGAAGAAGAGGAGGAUGCUGAAGAGGAUGAGGAAGGGGAGGAAGCCGGGGCAGAGGAGGAGGCAGCCGAGGAGAGCCGGCCAGGGCCCCGGGGCCCCAGCUCACCUUCCAGCCAGCCCCCUGGACCUCAACCCCAUGAAUGGACCUACGAGGAACAGUUCAAGCAGCUGUACGAGCUUGAUGCAGACCCCAAGAGGAAGGAAUUUCUGGAUGACCUGUUUAGCUUCAUGCAGAAGAGGGGGACGCCAGUGAACCGCGUGCCCAUCAUGGCGAAGCAGGUGCUGGACCUGUACGCGCUCUUUCGCCUGGUGACAGCCAAAGGCGGCCUGGUGGAAGUCAUCAACCGCAAGGUGUGGCGGGAGGUCACGCGUGGCCUCAGCCUGCCCACCACCAUCACGUCGGCAGCCUUCACUCUACGCACCCAGUACAUGAAGUACCUGUACCCGUACGAGUGCGAGACGCGGGCGCUCAGCUCCCCGGGGGAGCUCCAGGCAGCCAUCGACAGCAACCGGCGCGAGGGCCGUCGUCAGGCUUAUACCGCCGCCCCGCUCUACGGCUUAGCUGGGCCUACCUCUCGGGGAGCUCCGGGCCCUAUCUCGGGUCCUGGCACCGCCCCACCCACGCCCACGCCCAGCCCCCGCCCUGCCCAGGGCUCCGCCUCCGGCCUGCCGGCGCACGCCUGCGCGCAGCUGAGCCCGAGCCCCAUUAAGAAAGAGGACAGUGGAAUUCCAGCGCCUCGACUGGCACUGCCUGUGGGCCUGGCUUUAGGACCUGCAAGGGAGAAGUUGGCACCAGAGGAGCCCCCAGAGAAGAGGGCUGUGUUGAUGGGGCACAUGGACCCACCUCGACCUGGAGCUCCCCCCAGUUUCCUGCCCCGUGGCAAGGUUCCCCUGAGGGAAGAGCGGCUGGAUGGGCCUCUCAAUCUGGCGGGCAGUGGUAUCAGCAGUAUCAACAUGGCCCUAGAGAUCAACGGGGUGGUCUACACUGGUGUCCUCUUUGCCCGUCGCCAGCCUGUGCCAGCUUCCCAGGGCCCAACCAACCCUGCACCUCCACUCCCUACAGGGCCCCCUUCCAGCACCUCACCCUGAGAACUCCCACUUGGAAUUAAGAGUCCCAGCCCCAAUGCUGAGGGGGAGAAGAGACAUCCCCCCACACCUUGAUUCUUCCAGCAUGCCCACUCUAGGACCCUGGGAGAUGACCCCUCCCCCACACCAUGCCAUGUGGACUUGAAGCCAAAGAGUUUUCUUUUGAUGUUACAUCUACCUCAUUGUAAAGGGAGAACACCUCCUCCCUGGCAACCCCAGCAGCAUCUACCAAAGAGUUCUGCCCCCAGUAACCCCUAUCAUCUCCUCAUGUGCCUCCCUGUGUCAAUAUCAUCUUUAGGACCCUACCUCUUCAAAUCAGACCUGCGUCUCUUCAGAAGCCAUGUGAAGGGUUAGGUUGGGGUGUUGUGAAGG